CAAAAAUCAAGCUUAGUUCAAGGUUUUGGUUUCAGGGUUACUGAAAUGGAAGGUGGAAGGUCUGAGGGUUCGAAAUAUGAGUGCUUGCUUUUUGAUAUGGAUGACACUUUAUACCCUUUGAGUUUGGGGAUCAAUUUUGCAUGUCGCAAGAAUAUACAAGAUUAUAUGCUCCAUCACAUGCAUAUUGAAGAAAGUGAGGUCCCUAGGCUUUGCUUAGAUCUGUACAAAGAGUAUGGCACAACAAUGGCUGGCCUUAAGGUGAUGGGCUACGAAUUUGACAAUGAUGAGUUCCAUGCUUAUGUUCAUGGAAGAUUGCCAUAUGAUUUGCUAAAGCCUGAUCCAGUGCUACGCAAUCUCCUCCAUUCCAUGCCCCAACAGAAAAUAAUCUUCACGAAUGGAGACGAAGCACACGUGGCUCAAGUGCUUGGUAGGAUGGGGUUGGAAGAUUGCUUCAAUGGUGUCAUAUGCUUCGAAACUCUUAAUCCUCCCUCGACUGAAACCAUGCAAAAUGGGAACUCUACUCAAAUCCUGUGCAAGCCUUCUGUGGAAGCAAUGGAAGCUGCCAUUCGAAUAGCAAAUGUUGAUCCAAAGAAAACAAUAUUCUUCGAUGAUAGCGUUCGUAACAUUGCAAGUGGUAAAGCAGCAGGACUCCACACUGUAGUUGUGGGAAGAUCCAGUCUAGUGCCAGGUGCAGAUCAUGCUUUGAGCAGCAUACACAAUAUGAAAGAAGCAUUGCCUGAGAUAUGGGAAGAUGAAGUCGAGCAUUUGGAGCAAGUCAUCCAAUCUUCUGCAGUGGAAACUGUGGUCUUAGCAUAGACCAAUUAUUAAUAUGUACAAUAACAAUAAAAAUAA
Messenger RNA from Salvia hispanica, 852 nucleotides. The record is from RefSeq and is a predicted model, not a curated record. NCBI's taxonomy places the organism in Eukaryota, Viridiplantae, Streptophyta, Magnoliopsida, Lamiales, Lamiaceae.